GUAUUACUUCAGGAUUUAAGCAAAGAAAGAUGGGCUUAUAUUUCCAAGACCCGGCUGAGUUGGACAAACCGGGUUUUCGAGUGUGUCGUCGGGUCUUAGCCGCCAUUUACUUUCACUCAACCGCCGACGAUGAUGUUCACUUCCGGAUUGUCUCCAUCUCUCAUGUUCCCGUAUUUCAUCACAAACUUUAAUCGAUUUUCUUCUCUAUUCACAACCCCCGCUGUUAACUGAUUUUAGGCACAAAUGAGAGACAUCGUUUGCAAAAAAUUUCUUUUUCUGUAGGUGCACUCUGGAAAACUGGCUGGUUAAUGAUUCACAGUGUUCUAAAAGCAAGUAGGUUCCUCAAUCCACGUAGAGAAACCCUUGGUUUGACUAUUGCCGUUAGUGAUUGUGUUUAUCGUUUUGCAUUUAGUUCAAUGAAAGAAAUCAAUUGUAAAGUGGAUUCUAGUUCAUGUACUCUUGCCCCCAAUAGGGAACCCUGCAUUACAGAUUCCUUAUCAGUCAGCGGGAAUUGCACUACUUCAUCUACGAGUGUAAAAUCCACCCCUGAAAUUGAAAAGAAGUAUGUUCAUCAUGUAUAUGAUGCUAUUGCGCCGCAUUUCAGUGCCACCCGGUUCGCCAAGUGGCCGAAGGUUGCAGCAUUUUUGUCAUCUUUGCCUUUGGGAUCUAUUGUCUUUGAUGCGGGAUGUGGAAAUGGGAAAUACUUAGGUUUGAAUCAGGAUUGUUUUUUCAUAGGAUGUGAUAUAAGUCCUUCCUUGAUUAAGAUCUGCUCGGAUAGAGAGCAUGAAGUUCUGGUUGCGGAUGCUGUGAAUCUCCCUUACAGGACUGGUUUCGGCGAUGUGGCAAUAUCUAUAGCUGUGUUACAUCAUUUAAGCACUGAAAAUAGAAGGAGAAAGGCAAUAGAAGAAUUGGUCAGAGUUGUUAAAAAGGGUGGCCUUGUUCUGAUUACAGUUUGGGCUGUAGAGCAAGAGGAUAGUAAGCUGAUUACCAAAUGGACACCACUGAAUGAGAAGUAUGUUGAUGAGUGGGUAGGACCAGGAAGUCCUCGUACUCGGGCGCCUUCAUCCUCAUCAUUGGAAAGUAUCCCCGAAAGUGAGGUGAGUCGCUCUGGUGAGCACAUGGAAGUUUGCAAUGAGCCACAUGUAUCAAGAGAUUUGGAGGAAGAAAAAAAUAUAAAGAAUCAACAGGAAUACUUUGUUCCCUGGCAUUUACCUUAUCAUCGUGCUGAAAUCAGUGGUGCUUCUGCUGAAGCUCUUGCUGCUGGUCUGGCAACGAAAGAUGACAACAAAGGUGCUGUGGUGUAUAAUCGAUAUUAUCAUGUUUUUAGUGAAGGCGAGCUUGAAAGUUUGACAACUGGAAUAAACAAUGCCAGAAUUGUUGAUCAGUUUUUUGAUAAAUCCAACUGGUGUAUUAUUCUUGAGAAGACAGUGUGACCAAGAAAACCUUGAGGGAGUAUAGCAGGCCAGAGUGUAGUAUAACAACUUUUACAACAUUUAUCUUGCAAGUUAACUUUGUUUGGCAUCUAAUUUACUAUCGAUAAAAAAAAUGGGCAGCUGCAGAACUUGGACAGAAUGAUUAUCUGGCCAUUUCAUCAUCCAGACCAGGUUGCAUUCUUCUGGAAAUCCUGAUGUAUUGUUUUUUUUGGGUUCUUUUUUAAUUUUUUGCAAAGCCCAAUUUUGGUUGUAACAAUAGGGCACGAAGGAUGCCACUGUUCUGCAGUGUUGGUUUUAUAGCUGGGCACACUGUCUGCCCAAACAAUGCUGAAUAUCUUUUGGCCACCUACAGGAGCAUUUUUACGUCAUGUAUUGGACAAUUCAUUUGAUGGUUGGAUUGCACUUUUUUUUGUCGUGAUCUUCGCUUUCUCUAUCAGCUUCAAAGGAAUUCAAACUCUUGCUGGGUUAGCUUCUAGCUCCUUUUUAAAAUCCCUUUUGUGAUUAUGGAUGGGAUCAGCAGACUAGUGAGGAAGAUCUUAGGAUUGGUUCCCUAGUAACAUAGGGUGCGUAUCAUUGUUGGAUCCCUCCAUCUAAGAACAUUAUGUUAGCAAUUUAAAACAUGAACUUGUAUUUACAUGUUGAAUGUGGUAACCGCAGCUUAAUGUUGCCUAGACAGCAGCCAUUGUUAUUAGUCAUGAACGUUGGAUUCUGUAAUUCCUUUGCUGCAGUGGCUUCUGCUAGCCAAAUAUCUAAGAAGCUAAACUUGACUAUUGUAAACGGUCUGCACCGUUUUGGAAAUUGUUUUCCCCUGCGUUUGUGCUUUAAGGUACUCGAUCAGUCAA
Glycine soja is the source of this 2275-nucleotide messenger RNA. RefSeq names its product tRNA (carboxymethyluridine(34)-5-O)-methyltransferase-like. Gene Ontology annotation, molecular function: S-adenosylmethionine-dependent methyltransferase activity; tRNA binding. Gene Ontology annotation, biological process: tRNA wobble uridine modification. The transcript has 3 exons. Lineage: Eukaryota; Viridiplantae; Streptophyta; Magnoliopsida; Fabales; Fabaceae. Gene Ontology annotation, cellular component: nucleus; cytoplasm. The record is from RefSeq and is a predicted model, not a curated record. Bases 309 to 1433 code for a protein of 374 amino acids.